Messenger RNA from Ficedula albicollis (Collared flycatcher), 1472 nucleotides. RefSeq names its product N(alpha)-acetyltransferase 60, NatF catalytic subunit (gene NAA60). Gene Ontology annotation, biological process: N-terminal peptidyl-methionine acetylation. The record is from RefSeq and is a predicted model, not a curated record. Gene Ontology annotation, molecular function: protein-N-terminal amino-acid acetyltransferase activity; histone acetyltransferase activity. Lineage: Eukaryota; Metazoa; Chordata; Aves; Passeriformes; Muscicapidae. Bases 115 to 843 code for a protein of 242 amino acids. Gene Ontology annotation, cellular component: Golgi membrane. The transcript is spliced from 7 exons.
UGCGCGGUGCCCCGGUUGAGGAAGUGCCGCCGGUGCCCGUGCCCAGCGCUCCCCCGUCCGGUUCCGCCUCCCGGGAUGUGCUGAGGGCGCGUCCGCCGCCCCUCCCAGGCGUGAAUGACAGAGGAGGUGCCCCCGACUGCACUGACGGAUGUGAACCUGCGCCUGCUGUGCCACGAUGACAUAGACACAGUGAAACAGCUCUGUGGAGACUGGUUCCCAAUAGAGUACCCUGACUCAUGGUACCGAGAUAUCACUUCCAACAAGAAGUUCUUUUCCCUCGCAGCCACGUACAGAGGCUCCAUCGUGGGGAUGAUAGUGGCAGAGAUCAAGAGCAGGACAAAGGUGCACAAGGAGGAUGGAGAUAUCCUAGCUUCCAAUUUUCCUGUGGACACUCAAGUUGCUUACAUCCUAAGUCUUGGAGUGGUGAAGGAGUUCAGAAAACAUGGAAUAGGUUCCCUCUUGCUUGAGAGUCUGAAAGAUCACAUCUCCAGCACUGCCCAGGACCACUGCAAAGCCAUCUACCUGCACGUGCUCACCACCAACAACACAGCAAUAAACUUCUAUGAAAACAGAGACUUUAAACAGCACCACUAUCUCCCCUAUUACUAUUCCAUCCGAGGGGUCCUCAAAGAUGGCUUCACCUACGUCCUGUACAUCAACGGUGGGCACCCACCCUGGACAAUCUUUGACUACCUGCAGCACAUUGGCUCCACACUAGCCAGCCUGAGCCCGUGCUCCAUUCCCCAGAGGAUAUACAGACAGGCCCAGAGCCUCCUCUGCAGCCUCCUGCCCUGGUCUGGCAUCUCUGCCAAGAGCAGCAUCGAGUACAGCCGGACAAUGUGACGGACUGGGGGUGCACAGGAUUGUUUCUCCUUCCACCUGACACCUGGCUCUGCACUGGUUCCAGUGAUGACAGCCCCUGGAUGGGACUCCCCGUUCCACAGGAUUGACCUUUGGUAGAACUUCACCCUGGGGCUGCAGCCCUGGCUCCCCAGGGGGCUGGGGGCCCUCGGUGUCACCACUCCGUGUGCAUGUUGCACUGUCCCUGCCUCUCCCCUCCCCUCCAGCCUGCUCCUCCCCCUCCCCGGGGUGUGAGGGGCUCAGCUGCUGCUCCUGCUCCAUCCACAGCUGCUGAGAGCAGCUGAGGGAGGUUCAUGGAUCUGCACUGAGGAACCACCUACAUGAACUGGGAGAGCCCUGGCCAGGGCAGAGUCUGCCCUUGUUGCUGUGGAAGGGGCAGCUGGGGGAGGGAAAGGGGGGAAUGGGAAUCAUGUUUAGGUCCUGCCACAUCAACUGCUGGUGCGUCCUGUGGGGAACUUCCAGGGAGAGCAACUGCCUCGCAUGAGAAAGUACCCAGCCCCAGCAGCCCUCUGGAGUGAUGUAAAAAGAAAUAUAUAAUUCAGGAUGCAUAAAGUAGAAGGCAGGGAAUGAAAUUGCUAUUUCAUAGUGAAAUAUAUAUGUAUUAUACUGUA